Molecule: messenger RNA, 3259 nt
Organism: Tripterygium wilfordii
Lineage: Eukaryota; Viridiplantae; Streptophyta; Magnoliopsida; Celastrales; Celastraceae
Product: potassium transporter 3
Exons: 9
Coding region: 990-3098 (702 amino acids)
Biological process (GO): potassium ion transmembrane transport
Cellular component (GO): membrane
Molecular function (GO): potassium ion transmembrane transporter activity
Source: RefSeq, a predicted model, not a curated record
AUGCCAUUGAAUCAUAUGAAGAUCUUAAACGAAUCAAUCUUAUGCUAUGGAGACUUUCUGUUGAAGCUAUUUCUCUUUGGAAAAGGAUAGAGAAAGCUAUGGAGUGGGGGUUUUGUUGGAAGAUAAGACAAGGAGGAGGAAAAUGAGCUAAUAAUGUAAGGUUUUCAUUAGGACAUGGUGCAAAAGUGAGCUUUUGGCACUACAAUAGUGCAAUUGGGGCGGUUCCUCUCCAUUGGAAACCCAACUCACGAACCUGUUGAUGCUAGCAAGACAAAAGCAUUCAUGAAAAGGUUAACUGGGAUGUGCAAUUUAUAGAGAUUCUUUGGAGUGGGAGAUUGAGAGUUUUGUGGCUUUGGUUGAGCCUUUAUAUGAGGCCACUGUCAACAAUAGUAGGGAGCGUCGCUUGGUUUGGCGCAAAGGGAGGUAACUUCACAGAAAAUCUUUACUGCAACAGCAGACAGCCUCCUUCAAGAGGGUGAAGUAAGUUGGAAAUUUCUGUACGGUUCAAUAUGGAAGUAAAAAUACUAAAAUAAAAUGUGGCAUUCUUUGCCCGGACAACUCCAAAGAAGGGGCAUUACUCUCAUGAACAAAAAGUUGUGACAAUCUCCUUUUACACCGCACUUGGACACGAUAAAUGUGAAGCUUGGUACUUUUUUGGCUCGUUCGAAAGGAGCAAAAAAUAGGAUAGUUUUGAAGGUGAAGAAACCGAACAUGGAUCUUAUUUAAAAUCGUGAAACGCAUCUAGCUAAUGGGAUAAUGGAGAGGCUUUGUAGGUUGAAAGUAAAAAUCAAUCUAAGCACUUUCUCAUCUUGGCAUAUCAGAGUUUUGGCCUAGUGUUUGGUGAAUUGAGCAUUUCUCCUCUUUAUGUUUAUAAAAAUACUCUUUCUGGGAGAUUAAGUCAUUAUCAAUCAGAGGACACAUUGUUUGGGGUUCUCUCCUUGAUCUUUUGGACUUUCACUCUUCUUUCAUUGUUCAAGUAUGUCAUUCUCAUGUUGAGUGCAGAUGAUAAUGGUGAAGGAGGGAUUUUUGCCUUAUACUCUCUCCUUUGCAGGCUUGCAAAAUUUAGUUUACUUCCUAAUUAUCAGGCAGCAGAUGAGGAGAUCUCUACAUAUCAUAAUAUGGUUCGUUCAAAGAGAAACAUGCUCUCUUCUUCAUCUAGGAAAAAUUUUGAGAGACGUAAUGGAACAAAAACCUGCUUGCUUCUCGUAGUUUUGAUUGGUGCUAGUCUGGCUGUUUGCUUGGGAAGUCUUUCACCUGCAAUUUCUGUUCUUUCGUCCAUCGAAGGGUUGCAAGUUCAGGUGAAGAAUCUACAUGAAGGUACUCUGGCUUUUGUUGCCGCUGUUGUAUUGAUUGGACAUUUUGUUUUGCAACACCGUGGCACCUACAGGGUGGCCUUCAUGUUUGCUCCCAUUGUGAUCAUAUGGUUAUUUUCUCUUGCUGCCAUUGGAAUCUAUAAUAUCAUCAAGUGGAAUCCAAGCAUAUAUGUGGCUCUUUCUCCGCACUAUGUUUACAAGUUCUUUAAGGAUACAGGAAAAGAUGGUUGGAUGUCUCUUGGAGGAAUAUUUUUGUGUGUUACCGGAACUGAAACUGUGUUUGCAUACCUUGGUCAGUUCACAGCUGAAUCAAUUAGGGUUGCGUUCUUAUGCAUUGUAUACCCAUGUCUGGUGCUUCAAUACAUGGGGCAGGCUGCAUUUCUCUCAAAGAAUUUUUCUGCUGUACCUGUUAGCUUUUAUGCUUCUAUCCCAUAUCCACUGUUCUGGCCAGUCCUGGCUCUGGCAAUUUUUGCUGCAGUUGUGGCCAGUCAGGCUGCCAUUUCUGCCACAUUUUCCAUUGUCAAACAAUGCUAUGCAUUAGGAUGUUUCUUCCGUGUCAAGAUUGUACAUAAACCAAAAUGGAUACACGGUCAAAUAUACAUACCAGAGAUAAAUUGGUUACUUAUGAUCAUCAGUCUUGUACUGGCUAUUGGUUUCCGGAAUUCAAAUCACAUGGGUAAUGCUUAUGGGAUUUCAUGCAUGGGCGUCACAUUUGUGAUGACAUUGUUGAUGUCAUUAGUAGUCAGCUUAGCAUGGCAUAAGGGUGUUCCACUUGCCCUUUUAUGCCUUCUUUUCUUUGGAUUUAUCGAGGUUGUCUUCAUUUCUUCUUCUUGCACGAAAAUCCCCGAGGGUGGAUGGUUUCCUCUCAUGCUUGCUGCAGUUCUGAUGUUCAUAAUGUAUGUGUGGCAUUACGGCAGCAGGAAAAAGUACCUACAUGAUCAACACAACAAAGUACCAAUGAAAUGGAUCCUCACACUGGGUUCCAGUCUUGAAGUUGUUCGGGUCCCUGGGAUUGGCCUCAUCUACACGGAGUUGGCAAGUGGAGUCCCAGCCACAUUUUCACAUUUCUUAACCAACUUACCAACUUUUUACCAAGUAGUUGUUUUCGCCUGUGUUAAAACUGUUCCUGUUCCUUGUGUCCCUGCCAAAGAACGCUAUCUAAUUGGCCGAAUUGGGCCCAAAUCUUACCGGAUGUAUCGCUGCAUCAUUCGGAAUGGUUACAAUGACGUUCAUAUAAAUGAAGAUGAUUUUGAGAAUGAUCUUGUGGUAAGCAUAGCAGAGUUCAUCCAGCUGGAAGCAGAAGGAUCUGAAGCACAUGAAGGCCAUAUGGAUGGCCGGCUGGCGGUUGUUAAGUCAUCCGAUAAUUUUGGAAAAAUAUUGCUUGCCUCAAACUCCUCGAACAAUGCAGAAAGUAGCUGUUCAAGACCCCCUGGUACUGUAAAUAGUGGCAAGUCAGCUGCCCUACAAAGAUUGAAAUCUAGGUAUGAGCAGGAGUCACCACAAUUCAGCCACAGGCGACGGAUUCAUUUUCACUUGUCAGAUGCAAGGUACAAGGAUUCUCGUGGCCGGGAAGAGCUUAUGGAACUUCUGGAAGCUAAACAUGAAGGUGUAGCAUAUGUAAUGGGUCACUCACACAUAAAAGCAAAAUGGAAUGCAUCUUUCUUGAAGAGGUUUGUGGUCAAUGUGGCUUUCUCUUUCUUGCGUAAGAACUGUCGCAGCCCAUCUGUGGUCUUAAAUAUUCCUCGUACUUGCUUAAUAGAGGUUGGUAUGAACUACUGGUUGUAGUACAACACCCUCUCUGACAUGCAUCCUCAUUCAGCAUAAGUCACAUUGAGCUUCUUUUUAGCGGCUACCUGAUUUUUUAUUUUGAAGUGACCUCGGACAAGGUAUGGACCUAUUCAUUUUCUACGAUUUUAUUGGGCAUAUAUAUAUAUAUAUAUAUAUAU